GCACGUUGAUCUUCCUUUUUCAGCUGGACUUACAAGGUACUAACAAGAGGACUUUCUUCCUCAGCCACUGACCUGAGUCGUCUUCACGAUGAAUUCCCAAAGAGAACUUACCGAAGAACUUCGACUUUAUCAAUCCACUCUUCUUCAGGAUGGCCUCCGGGAGCUGUUGGAAGAGAAGAAGUUUGUCGAUUGCUCCCUUAAAGCUGGGGAUAAAACUCUUCCCUGUCACAGACUGAUUUUGUCAGCUUGUAGUCCUUAUUUCCGUGAGUACUUCUUAUCUGAGGAGAGUGAGGAGAAAAAGAAAGAAGUAGUCCUAGAUAACGUUGAUCCUGUCAUCCUUGAUAUGAUUGUUAAGUACCUAUAUUCUGCAAGCAUUGACUUAAAUGAUUCUAACGUUCAAGAUAUUUUUGCCCUGGCAAGCCGUUUUCAGAUUCCUUCUGUUUUCACGGUAUGUGUUUCAUAUCUUCAGAAGAGGCUCGCUGUCGGCAACGCCUUGGCCAUCCUUAGAUUGGGUAUCCUCCUUGACUGCCCUCGACUAGCGCUGUCUGCCCGCGAUUUUGUGUCAGACCACUUUGUGAAGAUUUGCAAAGAAGAGGACUUCUUGCAGCUUGCCCCCCAUGAACUCAUCUCGGUUAUCUCACCAGAUAGCUUGAACGUCGAAAAGGAAGAAGUGGUUUUUGAGGCAGUAAUGAGAUGGGUCAAGAAAGAUAAAGAAAACCGUACAAAGACUCUUGGAGACGUGUUUGACUGUAUCCGCUUCCGGCUGAUGGAUGAGAAGUAUUUCAAGGAGCAUGUGGAAAAAGAGGAUACCCUCAAAAGCAAUCCAGAUAUUUCCAAAAAGAUCAAGGUUAUUAAAGAUGCCUUUGCUGGGAAGUUGCCCGAACCCGCCAAAAGUGCAGGAAAGUCAGCCAAAGGAGAGGUCAAUGGAGAUGUAGGGGAGGAAGAUUUACUUCCUGGUUAUCUAAAUGAUAUUCCAAGACAUGGAAUGUUUGUCAAAGACUUCAUUCUUCUAGUCAAUGAUACUGCUUCUGUGGCUUAUGAUCCUACGGAGAAUGAAUGCUAUCUGGUCGCAUUGUCAGAACAGAUUCCUAGAAAUCAUUCCAGCAUAGUCAAUAAACAAAAGCAGAUCUAUGUAGUGGGAGGACUGUAUGUUGACGAGGAGAACAAAGAACAGCCUUUCCAGUCAUACUUUUUCCAGUUGGAUAACAUCACUUACGAGUGGGCUGGCCUCCCUCCAUUGCCAUCAGCCCGAUGCUUGUUUGGACUGGGAGAAUCGGAGAACAAAAUCUACGUCAUUGCGGGCAAAGAUCUCCAAACUGAGGAGUCUCUGGAUUCGGUCUUAUGUUAUGACCCCACAUUGGUCAAAUGGAAUGAGGUCAAAAAGCUCCCCCUUAAAGUGUAUGGUCACGCUACAACUUCACAUAAUGGAGCUAUAUACUGUCUUGGAGGAAAGACUGAUGAUAAAAAAUGCACUAACCGAGUGUUCAUAUACAAUCCCAAGAGAGGAGACUGGCGUGAUCUUCCCCCCAUGAAAGUGGCUCGCUCUAUGUUUGGAGUGGCCGUCCAUAAAGGCAAAAUUGUGGUUGCAGGUGGUGUUACAGAAGAUGGCCUUUCAGCCUCUGUCGAAGCACUUGAUCUGACCACUAACAAAUGGGAAGUUUUUCCAGAAUUUCCACAGGAGAGAAGCUCCAUCAGUUUAGUGGCCCUGUCUGGCUCGUUGUACGCGAUUGGUGGUUUUGCUAUGGUUCAACUCGAAUCAAAGGAAUUUGCACCAAAUGAAGUUAAUGAUAUCUGGAAAUACGAUGAUGAGAAGAAAGAAUGGUGUGGUAUGCUGAAAGAAAUCCGCUAUGCCUCUGGAGCCUCUUGUCUUUCCGCUGGCCUGAAUCUGUUUAAGCUGUCAAAGCUGUAAAUCAAAAGACUGACCCAAGAUUUUCUAUGGCCUCUACUUUCGUUGCUUAAACCUACCCUGUACAGAGUUUGACAGCUAAUGUGAUUGUUUGAACUAUUAAUGUAACUGUCUCAAUUAACUUCUGUAGGUGUUCACUCCCCCAUUUUUACUAACAUUUUGAAUUUGAAGUAAAUUCUGUGUAAUACUGAAUAAAACUGAAUUUGGUUAAACAUUAGCCUGGAAAA
Molecule: messenger RNA, 2133 nt
Organism: Pogona vitticeps (central bearded dragon)
Lineage: Eukaryota; Metazoa; Chordata; Lepidosauria; Squamata; Agamidae
Gene: KLHL41
Product: kelch like family member 41
Biological process (GO): regulation of myoblast proliferation; regulation of myoblast differentiation; regulation of skeletal muscle cell differentiation
Cellular component (GO): M band; sarcoplasmic reticulum membrane; cytoskeleton
Molecular function (GO): protein binding
Source: RefSeq, a predicted model, not a curated record